Molecule: messenger RNA, 2037 nt
Organism: Lutra lutra (Eurasian river otter)
Lineage: Eukaryota; Metazoa; Chordata; Mammalia; Carnivora; Mustelidae
Gene: TMEM207
Product: transmembrane protein 207
Exons: 5
Coding region: 31-462 (143 amino acids)
Source: RefSeq, a predicted model, not a curated record
CACUGGCUUCGAGCAGCUCGUUCCUUAAGUAUGUUGGGACCCAGACCUUUUAAUUUUACUUCAGUGUUCUCAAAAGCAGGAACCUCAUGUUUGCCACUAUUCCAGUUGGUGCUCUCGGACCCACCAUGUGAAGAAAGUGAAAUGUGCAUAAACUAUAAAGAUCGAUACACAAGUGACUGGUAUAUCUGGUUCUUGCUGCUGAUUUUCCUGGUGACUCUUCUCUGUGGAGUCAUGUUCUUCUGCUUCCAGUGCUGGCUGAGGAGACCUCGAAUGGAAUCCCCAAGACGCACCAUGGCUGUUUUUGCUGUUGGAGACUUGGACCCCGUUUAUGGGACAGAAGUGGCUGUGAAUCCAACUGUUGGAAUUCACCUUCAAACUCAAAACUCUGAAAUGUGUCCUGCUCCAUGUUUUGGCACUUUAGACCCCCCACCUCCAUAUGAAGAAAUUCUGAAAUCAAGCUGAUAGCUCCAGAUCGUCAACUGACAACAUUAGAAACAUUUUUUUUUUAAUUCUGAAACAUCAAAUGUAGGAACAAUUGUUUUAUUUAGUGUGAAUUUUCAGAAAUCAAUUAAUAAGCCUGAAAAAGGACAAUUAAUAGAGUCUGCAAAAAGACAAGAGAAUGACUGUAGAGAAAGAAUUUCGGUCAGGGAGAUGUUUCAGUAGUGAAUUACUGGACUUUUCAUGUAUCAUUGCCAUAUUCUGUUUCAUGCUAUACAACCAAGUGAUUGUCUCUCUAUCAACACUCCCAUUAAUGCAUGGAGUAGUCUCCAUUAAGUGCGAUUCCACUCCAGGUACACAUCACAGCUUUCUCUGCCUUAUUCUCUCUGUUUUCAUCCAACCCCUCCCCUCGUAUGGAGUUAAUAAGAGUUAUCAUAAUUAAACGAUGGUCCAAGUGGAGAUUCAGACAUGUCCAGACCCAAACCAGAAAGAGAAUAUUUGAAUUAGGGUAAAAGGUGAGAGUAGGAACAAGGGACACUCAGAGUUGAAGGAUGAAGGGUGAAUGAAGGAGAUUAAAAGUCCCCGUUCGAAAAGGUGCCUCUCUCAGCCUGAGGAGAGAGAAAGUGUAGAUGGAGGCUGAAGGAGACCCCGAAGCUGUGCGGCAUGUGUAAUAGCACAGUGUGGAGAAGGAGGAGGCUCCCAUUUGGAUGGUAAAUGUAGGCUCUAGAGCCCACAGUCUUUCUCUGGUACCUGGAGACUCGGCAUUUCUUGAGGAACUAUGAUAAGUAUCUUUGGCUUAGAUAUCAAUGUUCUUAUUGAGAACACUGACUACAGAAGUAGCAAUGGGACAGUUUCAGCAUUUUUGCAGUGACCAUGAGCAACGGGGUGCCAGGAAAAGAAAUCCAUGCUAGAACAGCCGGUGGUGUUCAGCUGACAAAUUUGUCAAACAAAACAACUGAUACCUCCACUUAUUUACUUAAAAUACCUCUUAAGAUAGCUUGAUGAAAUUUAUCUCCUAAUCUUUUCGCAAACUUGUUUUUCCAAACUUUCCUCAUCUCCAGCGACAGUAACAGCAACUUUUGAGUUGCUUAGACCAAAGAACUUGGAGUCAUUCUUGAGUCCUCCGUUUGUGUCUCUUCCUGUAUCCCUGUUGUCAGAAAGUGGCUUGGCUCAGCUCUUAACUUUAAAAUAAGCUUAGAUUCUAAACAGUUCUUACUACAUCUCUGGUGGGAGCCACUCACAACCAAUCAUUGCCUGGAUGACUGUAAUAGCAUCUCGACUGGUCCUUUUGCUUGCAGCUUUGCCCUUCUAUAUAUUCUAUUUCCAACACAGUAGCUAGAGCAAUAUUUUCAAAACAUAAGGAGAAUCAUGUCCCUUACCUAAACUCCAGUGACAUUCCACCUCACUCAGAGGAAAUGCUGAAGUCCUUAUCCCAGGCCCCUGUAGGAUCAAUACCCUGCCCAGGUCUCCUUUCCCGUGACUCUCACCCUUACUUAUUUGUCCCAGAAACACUGUUAUCAGACCUAUCAGGUGUUAACCUUCCUGCAUCUGUCUGUUCGGGCCCUAGUACUUGCUGUUUCUUUUUUUCUUUUCUUUUCU